AUGAGUUGUUGGAAUGGUGCAAUGAGACCUCCAGGGCAGAAAAAGGAGCAUAAUCUUAUUAUGAAUAAUGGUUUAAUCUAUGGACAACGAAACAAUAUGAAUUGGAACGAUGGAAGAGGUCAGCUGAAUUUCCAUGGUUCUCCCCCGUUUGUUCAAGCAAACCGUAAUGCCAGUGUUGGAAACAUGAGAUGGUUCAACUUUGUAAUCAACAAGGGACUUGAUUGUUCGAGGGGGCAGAACAAGGGCUCACUGCAGGAGAUUGGUGUGAGUAAGCGCCGAGAUGGAAGGUUAGAACUUGAUAAUUGGUCUCACUUUGCAGCAGCUUGUGGAAAUGCCAAGUUAUGUAACUCAUUCUCUUUGGCGUUUAAGUGUAACUCUUUGGCUGAAGCUCGUGGAUAUAUAUACUUAAUAGCAAAAGAUCAACACGGUUUUAGGUUCUUACAGCGGCUAUUCGAUGAGGGUACCCCAGAGGACCUUGAAAUAAUAUUUAAGGAGAUCAUUGAUCAUGUAGUUGAACUCAUGAUGAACCCUUUUGGGAAUUAUCUUAUGCAGAAGUUAUUGGAAGUGUGUAAUGAAGAACAGAGGAUGCAGAUUUUGCUAAUGGCUACCGAGGAACCAGGGCAGCUUGUUAGAAUAUCUCUAAACACACACGGCACCCGUGUAGUGCAGAAGUUGAUUGAGACUCUCAAAACCAGGCAGCAUAUUUCACUAGUUAUAUCAGCUCUCGAGCCUGGGUUUUUAUCUCUCAUCAAGGACCUGAAUGGGAAUCAUGUCGUGCAGAGGUGCUUGCAAUGCCUUUGCAGUGAAGAUAACAAGUUUAUUUUUGUUGCUGCUGCAAAGUAUUGUGUCGAUAUUGCAACUCAUCAACACGGCUGUUGUGUUUUGCAACGAUGCAUUAGUCAUUCCUCUGGGGAAUAUCGGGAAAAACUGGUUGAACAAAUAUCCACCAAUGGGCUUCUACUUGCACAGGACGCAUAUGGAAAUUAUGUUGUUCAGUUUAUUUUGGAGUUAAAGAUUCCAUCCGCCACUUCGACUUUGAUAUCUCAAUUCGAAGGGCAUUAUGUGCACCUCUCAUCACAUAAGUUCAGCAGUCACGUGGUCGAAAAAUGUCUUCUGGUGUUAAAUGGCGAGAGCCGAUCGAAAAUCAUUCAGGAAUUGCUCUCUACAACUCACUUUGAACGAUUACUUCAAGAUCCACAUGCAAACUAUGUUGUGCAAACUGCUCUUCGUGUGUCCGAGGGAUCUCUGCACAAUUCGCUCGUUGAAUCAAUCGAGUCCCAUAAAGCACUAUCACGCAACAGCCCAUAUUCGAAGAGGAUUCUCUCACAUAAGCUUCUCAAAAAGUGAUGUACAUUCUUCCCAUCUCCGAAAGAAGUGUCUUUU
Molecule: messenger RNA, 1383 nt
Organism: Hibiscus syriacus
Lineage: Eukaryota; Viridiplantae; Streptophyta; Magnoliopsida; Malvales; Malvaceae
Product: putative pumilio homolog 7, chloroplastic
Exons: 6
Coding region: 1-1347 (448 amino acids)
Biological process (GO): post-transcriptional regulation of gene expression
Cellular component (GO): cytoplasm
Molecular function (GO): mRNA binding
Source: RefSeq, a predicted model, not a curated record